Orbicella faveolata is the source of this 4972-nucleotide messenger RNA. RefSeq lists its product as uncharacterized. Gene Ontology annotation, molecular function: coreceptor activity; death receptor activity; nerve growth factor binding. The record is from RefSeq and is a predicted model, not a curated record. Gene Ontology annotation, biological process: Rho protein signal transduction. NCBI's taxonomy places the organism in Eukaryota, Metazoa, Cnidaria, Anthozoa, Scleractinia, Merulinidae. Gene Ontology annotation, cellular component: cell surface; plasma membrane.
CGAGAUGUAAGUUAGAUAUGCAAUCUUCAGAGCUUUAUUCAUAACUCUCAUAGAUUCUGUUCGUUUCAUAUAAGCAAUUAUUAACUACGAACACAUGGAGUGGUCCGCCUGUGAAUAGGGUAUCAUUUUUGCCCCUUUGCCCCUGUUGGCAUUGUUUUCUCGGUGUGAUCCAUUGAUGGGGUACCUAAAUCGUAGCAGCUAAAAUUCCAGUGCUUUAAUGCCCUGCCGAAACGAAAACGAUGUCAGUGUCACAGUGACCCGUUCGAUCUAGGCUGCAUUGCAGGCUGUAGGUCGAUCACGCCAUUACACUUUCAAAAAAAUCAUUCUACGUUGUGUCGGUUUCUGCUUUUGUAUUCUUCAGUCAAUGUAAACCCCCACCCCGGGACAAGGUGGGAAUUAGUCGGGAAAAGAAGGGGAUUUGAGGGAAACCGCAUCCCCGAGGCGAUGGAGGAUUGGGAAAUGUUUGUAUUUAACCGUCAUCUCCAGGUUAAGGGGUUUGAGAGGGGGUUUGCACUGGUUUGUAUGCGUAACUAAUGAUUUUGACAAUAAAAAAUGCCCUUUUAAUGGCCAUUUCUGCUAGGGAGUAUUAUUAAGACAAUUUACUGAGUGAUUAUACUGACUACUGCAGCUAGUUAUGUAGUAUUGCUAUUCUGUUAUACAGAACUUUGCUUAAAUGUUCUUGCUUUUGAGGCUCCUAAUCCAAUAUAUCUCAGGCUAGGGAAGCCCCACAUGGUGGGAGCAUUUGAGCAUUUGAGGACUUUGGUAGGCGGACAGCUUCCCCAGGGUGAGGGAAAUUUGUUAAUGUUUGUAACAAAUCCCCACCUUGUCCAGGGGUGGGGCGGUGGGAGUUUACAUUGACUCCUGCAUAAGUUGAAAUAUCCAGAACGGACACGAUCAGGAGUCCCCUGGGGUUCGAGAACCUUGACCCAUUGUGAUGGCGCGCGAGAUAUGGGUACGACGACAAACGGGGUUUGGUAGUUGGUGCGUUUAAGUUGCUAAUGGAGUCCCUUCAUCUCCAUAAUAUUACCUGCAAACUCAGCUGAUUUUGAAGGAGUCUGUCACUCGAAUUGGAAAGGAAAACUGCUCCUUUUGCUUAUCAUUCACCAGCUAUUAUCUUCUUACAGAGUGGAAUGCGGCCAACAGUUCUGUUUUGUUUACUGGCCUUUAGUGGCUCCUUAACGUUACAUGUGGAAAGCAAAGUUAUCUGUGGUGAAAACCAGUAUACUGUGACAAAUGGCAGCUUUUCAUAUUGUUUACAUUGUGAUACGUGCCAUCCUGGUUAUGGAUUGUAUCCUGCGUGCGGACAGUCAGUUACAUAUCCACCCAGUAAUAUUGGCUGCAAGCUUUGUCCUAAUGGGACGUUUUCAGACAAACUUGAUUCAGCUCCUUGUUACAGCUGUCAGCAGUGUGCAAAGCUUGAAAUAGUAGCUGCUCCUUGUACAAGAAUCUCAGACACAAUUUGUAAUGGAACUUGCCAGAAAGGGUAUUUUUUGGCCAAGAAGGUGCCUCAUACCUGCCAGCAAUGCUCAUACUGUUGUUUUGACGGAAAAGAUGAGGAACAACCAGAGUGUAUUAAGCAAGGCCUCAAUGUUACAGGUAGACACUGUAGUGUGAGGCUGGAUAAGCAAUGUGGUCCUCUUCUGAGUUCAGCAGCAACAGAGACCACCCAAGGAACAUCUGAGACACAUCUGCCGUCGACAACACAUUCACCAGCUUCAGCCAAGCAGACAUCAACAUCUCACCCAACAAAUCACCAUGGUGGUAAUCCUGCUAUUAUUAUCCUAAGUAUACUAAGUGGUCUAUCUUUAGCAGCUCUAAUAGUUGCAGGAAUGUUGUAUUAUAAGAGGAAGAAUCGGAUAUGGAGAAGAAAGAGUACAGACAGUAUUGUCCCUGACAUUGAGAGAAAAGCAGUUACAACAGGCAGAAGCUCUGCCCAAGGAAACUAUGGCAAUACCAGUACUACUACUCAGCUACCUCAAGUAGUAUAUCGUGCCACAGAUCCAAGAGUACAAGCAUUACAGAAUAACGGUUAUGCAGCUUCCUCACCUUCAGCUACCCCAGAGGUUUCACCUUCAGCAACCCCACAACAGACAGAUGAUGAAGUGGAUGAGUUGCCUGAUGUUAUCACUGUGCGAAACAAGCGUCGUUUGAAACGACAAAGCAGCAAAGAAACUCAAAACAAUGUACUAAAAAAGGAUGGUGCAAAUGAAAGCUUGCUAGAUCCCAAUGAACUUGCAGCUGAUGAAGGAUUCAAUUACAAAGGACAAGACAGUAAAGAUGUUGGACAGUCUAGAUCAAGGAGUCAUAGUUUAGACGCAUUGAAAAGAAAAUUUUCAAUUUCUCUUGAAAAGGAUGAUUACCAGCCAUUAGGGGAAGAGGAUCCAGAUGAACUUCAAGGAAAUGGUGAGGUUCAACCUAGAACACGCAGUGGCUCAAUAUUAAGUUUCAAAGCAUUGAAAAGAAAAUUUUCUCUACCUGAAAAAGAACAAGAUUAUUCUUUUGUUAGAACAGAGGAUCCAGAUCAAGAUCGGAGAAGAGAUCAUAUAACCUCAUACACUGAACCAAUUAAGAUUGAGGUGGAGCCCAUGCAUCAGAGACAAAAAGAAGGUUCAAGAGUGGAAUUCAAGUGCAACGUGCAGGGAAAUAAGAAAGUAUUUUAUCAGUGGGCUAAAGAUGGUACUGAAAUGCAAGGUCAAAAUAGCUCCAGUCUAGUGUUGGAUUGUGUUGAGAUGCGUGACUUUGGCUGCUAUGUGUGUCACGUAAGCGACGCUAAUGCCGAUUGUAUCAAAUCAACUGCUGCAGUACUAGAUGUUGCUCCUCGUGAUGGAAUGGACUACAAAUGCCUUAGACAGAUUGAUGACAAGACUCAAUCAAAGGUUGAAACCCUGCUUACCAAGAGGAUCCACGGACUUGGCGGGUGGAAGCAAGUUGCUAUCAAAUACGACAUGGACGAAGUUGAUAGAGACUCCCUUGAAGGAAGUCCUGACGCCGGGAAAACCACAAUUGCGUACGUUAAAGCGACCAACCCAGAUUUAACCGUAUACGAGUUUUGUAAGACGUUAAAAGAACGCAACAUACGGCGGUUUGAUAUCAUCAAAGAACUACUUGGGCAUCUUUCUGCUCUGUCUUUAGAGAAAACCUCAUAGUUAAGAACAGACACGCUGUCAUUUGCCUUAGCGGUUCAUGAAUGUGUGAGUUCGUAACUUCUCUUUAUCCUUUUCAUAAAAAAUUUCACUGAUUUUGGCUCGGAGAAUUAACGACCUGUUCACCUUCGUGAGAAAUAGUGUUGCAUAAACAGUAAGGAGAAAAUCGAUGCUGAUUUAUAGAGUAUCAGCACGCGCUUGUCCUGUGAAAUUUUGCCACAAGGCCCCCUGUCCACACUACGCUGGAGAAAACGCAGCUUUAUUUCUACGGUUAGGCCUACCGUCCACACUAAUCCGUCACGAAAAAGGAGCUUGUUGUAAACGCUCUGCAAGCCGGAAGAAGUUGAAAACACCCGCUUUGCGUUUUUGUGGACGUAAAACAUUUUGAAAACGAAGCUUUUCGAAAACGAUGAUGUCACGAUAAUCACGUGAUUUCCCUGACCGAGUUUUCCUCAAACACCAAUCAAAAAUGACCGGUGAUUGUGGCGUUUUCAAAUUUCUUCGGCGUAGUGUGAGUGGGGCCUUAGAGAAUCUGUCCUCAGGAAAUUUUAACAAAAAACACCUUACAGCUAUUUUUAUGUAUAGUAUAUUUUAAAUUUUAGGGAUUUUUAUGCAUAUUGCCGGUGCAAGAGUUCAAAAAUUGGACGAGUUUGUUUGUAACCUGCUUGCGACUCUGCUAGCAGGAUAGCUGAUUAGUCCAGAAGAUUUCAGAGUAUAUUUUACUGAGCAGCUUUGUCAAUUGAACCAUAUUUUAUGUAGUAUUUUCUUGUUAUCGUACUCAGGCGUACUUGGUCAAACUUAAGUUCAAUAAAUAACUAGAUAAAGGUAUCCUUGUUUUUCCUAACCGGGUAAAGUUGAGAAGAAUUAUGAAGUUUAAGUGUAGCCUCGCUUGCUGCUCGUGUUUUCAUAACUACUUAUGAGUGUUUGCAUCGUGUUUGUCAUAAAGAUGCGGUCAUGUUCUUUUUCUUUUUUUUUUUUUUUUUUACAAAAAUACGUCGUUACUUACUGUGUUUGCAGAAAUCUAUUACUUGGAAAUGAACCUUCAUGCAAAACACAUUUUCAUAUGAAGACUCGUUUUGCCGACCCAGAGGCAAAAGGCAACUCGGAAACAUGACCAUAUAUUUUUAUAUAUAUUAUAAAAUAAAAGCUUUUGUUAAACAUGAACGAUGCAAAUCGAUUACGAUAAAUAUUUUUUUACUUGGUAAAACUAUGUAAUGUUUCUGUUUAAAUGGGUUUGCUGGAAUUGGCUGAAUAAUAUAGUAACUUUUAUCUGGCUAGGGUUUUUAAAUUGCUUUGAAAUGGCAUCCAUGAUUUGGAAACCAGCCCUCGAUUGACCAAAUGGUGGGUGAAAAUUAAAGAUUAUGUUUUAGUGAAGUAUAAUUUAACGAUUGUCUGCAUGUAGUAAAUAUUAUCUCGGCUAUAAAAUAGCUGUUUUAUAGAUAAAUAAUUAAGUCGUAAUUUUAAUAAAUUUAUUCUUAUCGACUUAGUUAGCUGUUUUAGGAUUUUAUCAAUGACUUUAAACGACCUCCGUUUGUCAACUACUAACUAAAUACUAUCUAAAUAGAAUGCUAGGAGAAAACGUUAUCGUUACCAGUCUACUAGCGGCUCACUAGCCGGCAUGUGUCUAAGGACAAACGCGGGAAAAACGAGCCGCUGGCAAGGCUAACCUCGUCCCAGUGCCAAUUCGGAACUUAGAUAUCGCGUACGUAAGAGUAUAGUUAGACAUUUUCUAAUUGUAGCUGGCCUACCGUAUGACAGAACAUUUUGCUCAAUACGUGUGUUUUGCAAUGGAGUGAAAUUUUUAUUAAUAAACAAUUUUUUUUUUUUCA